Molecule: messenger RNA, 4659 nt
Organism: Chaetomium fimeti
Lineage: Eukaryota; Fungi; Ascomycota; Sordariomycetes; Sordariales; Chaetomiaceae
Exons: 4
Coding region: 1-4659 (1552 amino acids)
Biological process (GO): chromatin remodeling; regulation of gene expression
Cellular component (GO): chromatin; nucleus
Molecular function (GO): histone H3K36 demethylase activity; histone H3K9 demethylase activity
Source: RefSeq, a predicted model, not a curated record
AUGUCCAUCGAAGCGAUUGGCGCUGCGGCGCCCACCGUGGCCAUGGACGUCGAACUGCCUGCCGUCAACUCCAAACCUGUCGCCCUGCACUCCCCGCCAGACAGUAACAAUGCCGUUGACCCCGACGGUAGCGACUCGGAACUCAGCGAUCUCGAUGAAGUCGCCGGCAAGCUGGAUGGUGUUCUUGGGGACGAGCUCAGGAACGAAUAUGAAGACGACGCCAUGGGCGAGUCCCAAGACGAACCCAAGGACGAGCUCCAGGAUGAACCCAAGGACAAGCCCCAGGAACCGCCCAAUGUAGAGCCGGAGUCUGGACCAGAACCCCCGCCGGUGGAAGACAUUGGCGAGGUUCUCCCCGACCACUGGUCCGGCGGCACCGUACCCGUGUUUAGGCCGACCAUGAAGCAGUUCAAGGACUUCAAGCUCUUCAUGGAGAAGGUCAACAAGUACGGCAUGAAAUCUGGCAUCAUCAAGAUCAUUGCGCCUGAUGAGUGGAAGCAGUCUCUACCGCCGGUGGACGACUUGAUCAAGCAAAUCCGCGUUCGAGAGCCGAUUAAGCAAGAAAUCAUGGGCUCUAACGGAACGUACCGGCAAGUCAAUAUCCUUCACCAGCGUUCCUACAACCUACCGCAAUGGAGACGGCUCUGCGAUCAAAGUGAACAUCAGCCACCUGCGAGACGAGGCGAGCGCCGCGCAAACUCGGAUAGAAAGGCUGCUACUAGGACUCGUGCUGCCGCCGAACCAAGCACCCGAUCUGCUGCAACGUCGACUCCGCCCAAGAAGCGAAGGGGUGGGAGAGUCACGCGAAGAUCGGCCAGAAACGCAAAGGAAGAGACCGAAGAGCCAGAGGACCGUCCGAUGACGCCUGUAUCACCGGCCCCCGAAAAGGAGGAGGUGCUAAAGUCCGUGGAAGAGGAACCGGGCGUCAAGGACGAGGAUUGCGAAGAAGAAGAGGAGGAUGGGCCUCCGGUGGUGCGAAGGAUGGGAUUUGCGAGGCAGUCAAAACAAAAAACCCAAUCCGUGUCGGCUCGCCGGAAAUACAUGCGGCGCGAAGGCUCCGCCAUGAUCGAUGAGGCUGCGUUUAAGGACUGGGAUUACCAGAUGGAUGUUUCCGACUUCACGCCGGAACGCUGCGAGGAACUGGAGAAGACGUACUGGAAAACGUUGACGUACGCGCCACCGCUGUACGGAGCAGAUCUUCCUGGCACUCUAUUCGGCGAUUCGGUCCAAAACUGGAACUUGAACAACUUACCCAAUCUCUUGGACGUUCUCGGUACCAAGGUCCCUGGCGUCAACACCGCGUAUCUCUACCUCGGUAUGUGGAAGGCAACCUUUGCCUGGCAUCUGGAGGAUGUCGACCUUUACAGCAUUAAUUACCUCCAUUUUGGCGCCCCGAAACAAUGGUACAGCAUCUCCCAGGCCGACGCCCGGAGGUUUGAAGCCGCCAUGAAAAACAUCUGGCCCACCGAUGCAAAGGCCUGCGAUCAGUUCCUCAGACACAAGGGGUUCCUCAUAUCCCCGUCACACCUGAAGCAGAAUUACAAUAUCACAGUCAACAAAUGCGUCUCGUACCCCGGCGAGUUUGUUGUCACGUACCCGUACGGCUACCAUUCGGGUUACAAUCUCGGCUACAACUGUGCCGAGGCCGUCAACUUCGCCUUGGACAGCUGGUUGCCGAUGGGAAAGAUCGCGAAGAAGUGCCAGUGCGCCCAGGCCCAGGACAGUGUUUGGGUCGAUGUCUACGAAAUAGAGCGCAAGCUCCGUGGAGAAGAGACCGAGUACGAAGAGACCGACGAAGAUGACGAGGACGAGGACGACGAUGACCAAGACACGGGUCUUCCGAGUCCUCCUUCGAGCCACACACUCAGAGUCAAAGCCCCGGGUCGGAAACGCAAGCGGGGUGCCAACGAGAAGGAGCCGCGGACCAAGACCAAGAAGAUUCGCCUUCGUCUCAAGUCGCACGUCGAGCCGCCCUGCUGUCUUUGUCCCAGCGACAUCCCAGGAGCCGAGAUCAUGCCCACGGACGAUGGCCGCAAGGCCCAUCGCAUGUGUGCACUCUACCUACCCGAGACGUACAUCGAAACGGUGGAUGGCCAAGAGAUCAUCGCAAACAUUGCCGCCAUCGACAAGGCCCGCUUGGAGCUCAAGUGUCUCUACUGCCGCUCCAAAAAGGGCGCAUGCUUCCAAUGUUCUCAAAAGAAAUGCCCGAGGUCUUACCACGCCACCUGUGCUGCAGCGGCAGGUGUCUUCGUGGAGGAAGAGGAAGUCCCAGUAUUCGGGGAGGACGGGACCGAAUACAAAGAGCAGGCAUUCGAAUUCAGCUGCCGCUUCCAUCGGACCAAGAGAGACCGAAAAGCGGAUGGAGAUGCUCUGGAAAACAACGCUCAACUUCGCGCGGCCGCCAAGGCUCUCAAGAAGAACGACAUAUGCCAACUACAGUACUACCGUGGAGAAAUAUUUGCCGGUGUGGUGGCGGAGAACCGCCUCGACGAGGAGACAUUCCUUCUCGACAUCAUUCCCAAUGGUGAUCGGGUCGAAGUCGAAUGGAAGUGGUUGCUUCUGCCCGACCCCGCAGACUUCCGUCUUCCCAAGGCAUCGGCCAAUGCUAUCCCUAUGCCGACCUGUAGGAAGGCGCAAAAAGAGAUCAAUGCUAAACGCGCCGUCGACGAAGCGCCUAGGAAGGACGACGAGUUUGCUCCUGGGUUUACUUGGGCCGAGUUUCACGCGGGCGACGUCAUCAAGAAUAAGACGCAGGUCAAGAUCGACUUCACCAAGGAGAACCAGGUCUGGCAUUACCUGGGCAAGACGUCUACCGAAGCAAAGGCCCAAUAUACCGAGGAUCCGUCACGACCGUGGCACAAUCCCAAGGGCAAUUUCCUGGACACCAUACCGAAACCGCCACCUCCGGUGCGAAUGCCACUAGUCCCUCAGGUGAGACAACUAGUACCCGGAGCGUAUCCGGGUUAUCCGGGCUAUCCGGCCGCCACUGGGGCGCCGUCAAGUACCGGAACCGGCAAGCAGGAGAAACCCUACGUCUACAAACCCCGGAAGCCGGUCGGGCCAAGUCCCGGUCAACAUGCUGCUCAGUUUACCUCGCACACCUUCUCUGUCAACACACCUUCGCAGUCCCCAGCGUUGCGGCAGUUUCACAAUUCUCAGGUGGCACCCCGGCCACAACCACAGCCAACUUUCCAGCAUCAUGUGUUUGCCCAACAUCCCCAGCAACACAUGCAACCGCAACAACAGCAGCAGCCUUCCUUGCAGGUGAAGCAAUACCAGCCACCAGCAUUGGAUGCCCAACGCAAGAGUUCCUCGGCAUUAUAUUCGCCGGAUCGGUUUGCGCCCGUCGGAGGUAGUAAUGGAUUCCCGAAGCUUCCCGGCUUAUCCUGGCCCCCUGCUCACAUGAAAUCAGGGCAAUCUGUUCAGCCUCAGUCAAGAGCCUGGCCUUCGCCGGCAGGCGCGGCUGCUCCGAUGACGUCGUCAGCCCUGAAAUCUCCGAGCGUUAGCAACCCGCAGCCUGGAGGAGCAGGAGGACAGCCGUACGUCAGCGCGUACCAGAAGUACGCCUUUUUCCAGGUGAACCACAACAGGGAUCCGUCAAAAUACCGAACCCCCUACGGCCAGUGGGGCGGCUUCACAAACGGGUACGAAGGGAACCUCCGAGAGUUCCUGAUCAAGACCCAAAAGGCUCUAUCUGGAGGAGGCAGCAAAGGUCCGGUCAACCAGGUCCCUAAUUCGCUGCUUCAACCGUUGCGGCCACGCCUCGAUACUCCGUAUGCGCAGAUUCUCCCCCGGCCACCGGCCCAGACCUCGCGAUCUCCGUCCCAAACCCCAGGGCCAAGCGCUCCUCAGGUGCCGCAGUAUCAUAACCACGGGUAUCCAGCCCAACCUAGGAACGGCAAUCAGGCCUUUGAUAUGAGGCAUCCUAACGCAGGGCCGCUGCACCCUGCCAAUCGACCGCAAUACGGGGCGCCGCAGCCGCAACACGGGGGCCAACCGAGCCACCACGUUUGGCAAGCGGUACCACAAGCCCCUUCUCAGACAUCAUCACAGCCGGCGCACACCCCGGCGCAGGGGAAACCGCAGUUCGCAAAACAAAGCCAUAGCCCAAUUCCGUUGCCGCCAUACGUGAGGCAGAUGACUACAGUGUCACCAACUGGUCCCAAGCCGCCGACUCUGGGCCGAACCCCUGAGCAAGGGGGCCCACACCCUCCACCUGGGGACUCGUUCACGGCCCCACCAGCAUCGACGCGACCCCAGCCAGGAGUCAGGGCAACCCCAGCGUCAGCCCCGAACAUGCAGCCACACCAGAACCCGCCGCAGCAGGGUCCAUGGACUCCGCCUGGUGGUGGCCAAGCGGGCUCAACAACAGCCCCUCAAUGGAUACCACAGGGUUCAAUGCCGACUCCAAGCCCAACGACCCAGCAAUCACAAAACGGCUCCGGUUGGGCGCCGCCACCACAAUCUCAGUCACAGCCAGUGCCACAAGGGGCCGCUGCCUCCCCGACAGGAGCCGGCACCGAAGACAAUUCGGCACUGGUAGAGAAGAUGAUGAUGAAUCUCAGGAGGGCGAGCCAAAAUUUCGGCAAGGUGGAGCAGGGCAAGAGCUUGACUGAGCAGCCGAGCCAGGGGCAGGGCCAGGCUGAAACUCAGCCUUGA